CCGACUUCCUCCGGAACGUCAAGAGUCCCGCAGUCCCUCAGCGGAGGGAGUGGGCAUAGAGCGCUCCGCUAAGGGCUUCGGAGGAGAGGCGGGAAGUUGGGGCGUCCGGCUCUGAGAAGAGAGUCAGACACUGGCUGGGGUGUUGGAGUAAGGGCGUCAUGUUUACGCAGCGAUUGAGCUUCUGCAGCGGCCUGUAAUUGCCGGCCUUGUUGUGGUAUCUGCCCCUUGUGAAGAGCUGCAGAAAAUGACCAAGUCUCAGGGAUUCGUGUCAUUCAAGGAUGUGACUGUGGACUUCACUCAGGAGGAGUGGCAGCAGCUGGACUCUGCUCAAAGAAACCUAUACAGGGAUGUGAUGCUGGAGAACUAUAGCAACCUUGUUUCAGUGGCAGGGUAUCAAUCUGUGAAGUCAAAUGUAAUCUUGUUGAAGCCAGGAGAACCAUGCAUGGAGGAGAGAGGAAUCUCAAGUUGGCCCUAUCCAGACUGUGAAGUUAGACCCAAAAGUAAAGAAUUAACUCCACAAAAGAGUAUUUCUGAAGAGAUACUUUAUAAUAUGAUAGAAUACUCAAUUUUUGAAGACUUGAAACUUGAAGAUGAACUAAAUCAUCAGGAAAACCAAGACAAGAUUUUGAACCAAGUUGUAUUUAACCGUAAGUCACUGACUGAGGAGAUAGACCAUGAAUAUAAUGUAUUGGGGAAAGUAAUUCCUGUGAACAGAGCAGCUAAUGAGCAUAUGAGCACCCUGGUGCAGAAGUCACACCUCUUUGCACAACCUAGAAUUCUUACCAGAAAGAAACCAUAUAAAUGUAUACAGUGUGGGAAAGCCUUCAGUGGAAAGUCAGGACUCAUUAUACAUCAGAGAAUUCAUACUGGGGAGAAACCAUACAAAUGUAAUGAAUGUGAAAAAGCCUUUAUCCAGAAACCACAACUUACUGUACAUCAGAGAACACAUACAGGAGAGAAGCCCUAUGAAUGUAGUCAGUGUGGGAAAGCAUUCAUCCAGAAGGCAAGCCUCAUUAUUCAUCAGAGGAUUCACACAGGGGAGAAACCAUAUGAAUGCAGUGACUGUGGGAAAGCUUUUGUCAAGAAGUCAACCCUUAGUGUGCAUGAAAGAGCUCAUACUGGGAAGAAACCAAAUGAAUGCAACGAAUGUGGGAAAGCCUUCGUUUUGCGUUCUCAGCUCAUUGUACAUCAAAUAAUCCAUACUGGAGAGAAACCGUAUGGAUGUAAUGAGUGUGGAAAAGCCUUCAAAAAGAAGUCAGGACUAAAUGUUCAUCACAGAAUUCAUACUGGGGAGAAACCUUUUGAAUGUAAUGAAUGUAAAAAAGCCUUUAUCCAGAAGUCAGAUCUCAUCAUACAUCAGAGAAUUCACACCGGAGACAAACGAUAUCAAUGCAGUGUAUGUGGGAAAGCCUUCAUUCGGAAUUCACACUUCAUUCAACAUCAGAAAAUUCAUACUGGGGAGAAACCCCAUGAAUGUAGUGAAUGCAGAAAAGCUUUUAUCCAGAAAUCACAACUUAUUGUGCAUCAAAGAAUACAUACUGGGAACAAGCCAUAUGAAUGCAGUGAGUGUGGAAAAGCCUUUAGGAAGAAGUCACACCUCACUCGACAUCAUAAAACACAUACUGGAGAAAAACCCUAUGAAUGCAAUGAUUGUAGAAAAGCCUUCAGCAAAAAAUCUACUCUUAUAGUUCAUCAGAGAAUUCAUGUUGAACAGAAAUUCUUUUAAUGGAAUGAGAAAACCUUGAGUCAGUGAUCAAAACGUCAAUAUACAUCAUAGAAUUCAUAGCUAGAAACUCUAUGAGUGUACUAAACAUGAGAUGCCUUUAACAAUAGCUCCAGAACUAUCAAGCACCAGAAAAUUUAUACUGAGAAGUAACACAAAGUCAAUGAAUUUGAAAAAUGUUUCAAAAAAAAAAAAAAAAAACCCAA
Molecule: messenger RNA, 1929 nt
Organism: Lemur catta (Ring-tailed lemur)
Lineage: Eukaryota; Metazoa; Chordata; Mammalia; Primates; Lemuridae
Product: zinc finger protein OZF-like
Exons: 5
Coding region: 245-1726 (493 amino acids)
Biological process (GO): regulation of transcription by RNA polymerase II
Molecular function (GO): DNA-binding transcription factor activity; RNA polymerase II cis-regulatory region sequence-specific DNA binding
Source: RefSeq, a predicted model, not a curated record